AUGGCAAUACCCAAGACGAUCAAGGACAUCCAAAGCCUUACCGGGCGUGUCGCAGCCCUAACCAGAUUCAUCUCCAAGGCCACUGAUCGCUGCGCCCCCUUCUUCAAGGCACUUAAGGGUAGCAAGCGGAGUAUUACCUGGACUGCUGAGUGCGACAAGGCUUUCAACGAGCUAAAGGAGUAUAUGAGCCGGGCCCCCUUAUUGUCAACACCUGAGCCUGGAGACACCCUCAUGAUCUAUCUCUCCAUCUCGGCUACAGCGGACGCCAAGGUUUGGUACCCGGACAUCGAGAAACUGGCAUUCGCCCUGGUGGUUUCGGCUCAGCGCCUCAGGCCAUACUUUCAGGCUCAUACUAUUCAUGUCUUAACCAAUCAACCACUCCGGCAAGUGUUUCAGAAGCUGGAGACUUCUGGGAGGCUAGUCAAGUGGGCCAUUGAACUUGGCGAAUUUGAUAUCCAUUACAAACUCCGCCCAACCACAAAAGGCCAAGCAGUGGUUGACUUUAUAUCUGAAUUCACCGAACCCCAUGCCGAUGCCCUAGCUAGACUAGAAUCAGCCAUAGAGCAGGCGCGGAUUCAGCUUACCCUACCUCCGGUGCCUGACCCCAGAGGAAGGUCACUAUGUCCUCCGGGAAAUCCACGAAGGCCUUUGUGUGGGGACUUGACCUUUGGACCUAUGCCCGAGGGCAAGGGCCAGGUCAAGUACGUAGUCGUGGCUGUCAACUACUUCACUAAGUGGGCUGAAGCUGAGGCCCUAGCCACCAUCACUGCGGCUCGCAUUGAGACGUUCGUCUGGCAGAAUAUCGUGUGCCGCUUCGGCAUCCCCAACGCCAUUGUCACGGACAACGGCCGGCAAUUUGACAACGCAAAAUUUAGGCAGUUUUGUUCCAACCUCAAGAUUAAACUUUGCUUCGCUUCCCCAGCCCAUCCUUAG
Messenger RNA from Prunus armeniaca (apricot), 933 nucleotides. The record is from the annotation of a GenBank genome assembly. NCBI's taxonomy places the organism in Eukaryota, Viridiplantae, Streptophyta, Magnoliopsida, Rosales, Rosaceae.